Messenger RNA from Theobroma cacao (cacao), 1456 nucleotides. RefSeq names its product Transducin/WD40 repeat-like superfamily protein. The record is from RefSeq and is a predicted model, not a curated record. Gene Ontology annotation, molecular function: protein binding. NCBI's taxonomy places the organism in Eukaryota, Viridiplantae, Streptophyta, Magnoliopsida, Malvales, Malvaceae.
AUCGACCCUCUAAAACCCUGAAUUCGUUGUGCCUAUGCGCCCCUCCCCUGCUUUGCCUUGGGUUUUUUCAAUUGCAAAGGCUCAAAGCAGCGCAAACAUUGAAACGAGAGAGAUGGAGGAAGCUUCGGAGAUGGAAGUAGAGGAACAGAAACAACCUGUUCAGAAUAAUCAAAGCUCAACCAAGAGAUUCGGUCUCAAAAACUCGAUUCAAACCAACUUCGGCGACGACUACGUUUUCCAAAUCGUCCCCAAGGAUGAUUGGGCGUCCAUGGCGGUGUCAUUGUCAACUAACGCAGUGAAACUGUACUCGCCAAUGACGGGUCAGUACUUUGGAGAGUGUAAAGGACACACUUCUACUAUCAAUCAUAUCUCUUUCUCUGGUCCUUCCACUCCUCAUACUUUGCACUCUUCCUCCUCUGAUGGAACCAUCCGGGCCUGGGAUACCAGAACUUUUCACCAGGUUUCGUGUAUAACUGCUGGUUCUUCUCAAGAGGUCUUUAGCUUCUCGUUUGGAGGGUCAGAUGACAACCUUUUGGCUGCAGGAUGUCAAUCACAGAUAUUUUUCUGGGACUGGAGGAACAAGAAGCAAGUUGCAUGCUUGGAGGAAUCCCAUGUGGAGGAUGUUACCCAGGUUCAUUUCAUCCCUGGCCAUCAAAACAAACUAGCUUCUGCUUCUGCUGAUGGAUUGAUAUGCACAUUUGAUACCAAUGGAGAUAUCAAUGAUGAUGAUCAUCUUGAGUCUGUGAUCAAUGUAGGAACUUCAAUUGGGAAAGUUGGGUUUUUUGGUGAGUCUUAUGAGAAGCUCUGGUGUUUGACCAACAUUGAGACCUUAAGUGUAUGGAAUUGGAAGGAUGGAUCAAAUGAAGCUAACUUUGAGGAUGCUCGUUCACUAGCAUCAGACAGUUGGACAUUGGAUCAUGUUGAUUACUUUGUUGAUUGUCACUGCUUUGGAGGAGAAAAUUUGUGGGUGAUUGGUGGCACUAAUGCUGGCUCUUUAGGUUAUUUCCCAGUAAUUUAUAAAGGAGCAGCCGCGAUAGGACCCCCAGAAGCGGUUCUUGGGGGUGGCCAUAUGGGUGUUGUUAGGAGUAUAUUGCCUAUGUCAAGCAUGAGGAGUGGGCCUGCUCAAAGCCAAGGCAUUUUUGGUUGGACAGGUGGUGAGGAUGGUCGCUUGUGUUGUUGGAUGGCUGAUGAUUCCUCAGAGAUCAAUCGAUCCUGGAUCUCGAGUGCUUUGGUCAUGAAGUCACCACGAAAUCGCAAAAGAAGUAGGCAUAAUCCCUACUAAAUAUCCACUGUUCAGCUCAUGCUUUGUCAUCUGAUAGCUUUCUUGUAACCUUUCCAUCAAAAUUUUCCCAGUUAGCAACAAGUUUGGAGUUAUCGGUACUGUUAUAUUAUAAAGUACUCGAAAAUGAAAAGCUUCUACUGUUUAAGGAAAUCGUUACAUUCGUUUUUGAGCAGA